This is a messenger RNA of Cyclopterus lumpus (lumpfish), 1518 nucleotides long. RefSeq names its product ectonucleoside triphosphate diphosphohydrolase 5a (gene entpd5a). Gene Ontology annotation, molecular function: GDP phosphatase activity; UDP phosphatase activity. Bases 4 to 1509 code for a protein of 501 amino acids. The record is from RefSeq and is a predicted model, not a curated record. Gene Ontology annotation, biological process: nucleoside diphosphate catabolic process. The transcript has 13 exons. Gene Ontology annotation, cellular component: membrane. Lineage: Eukaryota; Metazoa; Chordata; Actinopteri; Perciformes; Cyclopteridae.
ACAAUGGCCACUCCGAGCCUUCUCCUCACUCUGUCGGUGUGGCUUCUGGCUGUGAGCCUCAUCGCGGAGGCGACCUACUACCGGCACCACCGCUACGUCCCCCACCGUUACCGCUACCGGGAUCACUCUGCCAACACGGACAACCUCCUCCCUGAGGUCGCCAACCCAGAGCCCGAAGUCGCGCAGCCCGGCUUGCCGACUUACCCCGAGGUGUUCCACCCGGAACCUGAAGUCCUCCACCCAUUACCGGAGGCUUUCCACCCGGUGCCUGGAGUCGUGCAUCCCGCCCCUGAGCCUUACCAGCCACCUGAAGUGUUCCAGCCGAUGCAUGAAGCCUCCUCCCCUGUCAACACGAGCCGGGUUUUCUAUGGGAUCAUGUUUGACGCUGGCAGCACAGGCAGCAGGAUCCACAUAUAUAAGUUCAUCCAGAAAGACCCUGUUGAACUGCCCGUCCUGGACAAUGAAUUAUACCAUGCAGUGAAGCCUGGCCUGUCUGCUUAUAAGGAUAACCCUGAGGAGGGUGGCAACACCAUCCGACAGUUGCUGAAGAUUGCCAAGAAGACAGUGCCAGAGGAGGACUGGGAGAGGACCCCAGUGGUCCUGAAGGCCACAGCGGGUCUGCGUCUGUUGCCUGAAGACAAGGCCAACACUCUUCUGCAGGAGGUGCGAGAGGUAUUUGACGAGUCCCCUUUCUUUGUGCCAAACAACAGUGUUUCCAUCAUGAAUGGAGCAAAAGAAGGAAUCCUGGCCUGGGUCACAGUGAACUUCCUUACAGGUCACUUGUACUCCAACACAAGGAGGACAGUGGGCAUCCUGGAUUUGGGUGGAGGAUCUACACAGAUCACUUUCCUCCCCAAGUCAAAGAAAACGGUUCAGUCUGCUCCCCCCACUUACAUUGCUAAACUCAACCUCUUUGACCACCAGUAUCAACUCUACACACACAGCUACCUUGGAAAUGGACUGUAUGCGGCUCGACUGGCAACUCUUGGAGCACUAGGAGCUGAUGGGCUGGAUUGGAAAGUCUUCACAAGUUCGUGCCUCCCGAAAAAGUUCAGAGAAGAUGUGACUUUUGGAGGAACCACCUACAAAGUUAGCGGGAUUCCAGACGGCUAUGCAGGCUACAAGCUGUGCUACUACGAGGUCAUGAAGGUAAUCAAAGGAAUAGUGCACCAGCCAUAUGAAGUGAAGGGCAGCAGCGUCUUCUAUGCCUUCUCCUACUACUUUGACAGAGCUGUGGAGUCUGGCCUCAUUGAUGCCAGUCGAGGUGGUGCACUUGAGGUCAGGGAUUUUAAGAAGAGAGCCAAAGAAGUGUGCAACAAAAUGACCAAGUACCGUGCUAUCAGCCCCUUCCUCUGCAUGGAUAUGACAUAUAUCACUUGUCUGCUAAAGGAGGGCUUUGGCUUCAAGGACACCACUGUGCUUCAGCUAGCCAAGAAGGUGAACAACGUGGAGACAAGCUGGGCCCUGGGGGCAACCUUUGACUACUUCAGAAACCUCAAUAUCCACUAAGGACAGCUC